GUUAGAUCAGACUUCUCCGGGUCAAGACGUCAACAAUUCCCUCUUCCCCCCCUCCCUUUUCCUUGCCACCCCUCCCAAAGGCCUAAAGGCCUCAAGGAAUCUCUUUUCCAUGAUUCCGGACCGAGUUUCCCGACAAUCAAAUGCCGGCGUCUCCAGGCCGACUGCCGACCGCUCUCCAGCCCGCACAAAAAAAGAGGCUGGAUUGCGACGAUGGCAUCAUAAGUCCAGAACAGGCUGCACACCAUGCAAAAGCCGCCGAGUCAAGUGUGAUGAGCAUCGGCCAAAUUGUGGCAAUUGCACCAGAUUGGGAAUUGAGUGUGAAUACUUUGACACAAAAUGCUCCAAAAAACAUCCGAGGCUUCUCCCCAACCAUGAUCAAACCCAAAACGAGGCCGCCACCUCGCCAGCACAUUCAACACAAACAAAUGCGUCCAUUGUCUCCGGCCGCUUUAUCUCGUCACAAGACCUCUUCUCCACUGGUGUCCGAACACGAGUAGAGCGGCUACUUGACCUUCGUCUAUUCCAUCACUACCUACAGAUGACGACUCAAUCGACUGACUUUCAAAUAACCUGGGCAUUCUGGAUUGUGGAAGAGGCAGUUCAAUCGCCUCAUGUCAUGGAUGCGCUGCUUGGGUUCUCUGCUUUUCACUUGCGACGUUAUGCCAAGUCCGACCAAACUCUCCAGGAGGCAGCACAUAAGUACAUGGAUCGCGCAAUACGACAUCAUAGAGAGCAAAUCCAAAUUGGCUUCGAUGAGAAGAACGCCGUUAGUAUUGCUGCGACUUGCGCUCUGGUAUCUGUUUACUCAAGCGUGAACCGUUCCUACCUGGCUUCCGGAGUUGGUCUUCAGUCGCCUCUUCAUUGGUUUCGUUCAUUAGAGAUGGGCAUUCAAGUGCUUGACCAAGCACAAGCCUUCAUACAUGAUUGGAAAAUGAGCCAACAAUUUCGAGGACUCACUCAGCUACGGCAGGCCACAAUGCAGACAAUACCUAGCGACAAAUUCCAAUUCCUACUUGAGUAUGCCGACACUCAGGAGACUGGCAACGAUGACGCAUUAUUAGCUUACCGCCAAGUGUUGACUCUUCUUUCAUCGCUCUAUUCUAACUUACAGCAUGCGAGGCCAUUCUUCUUCUUCCUUAAAGUACCCUCCAAAUUUGUGGACCUUCUGGCAGCAAAGAAUUCCAGAGCACUAGCUAUUCUGGGGUACUUCUUCAUGGUUGCCAAGAAGUGCCGUGCGUUUUGGUGGAUGGACGGAGUUCCUGAACAGGAGUUCGCUGCGAUCAUGGAGCUUUUGCCAAGUCAUUGGUGGCCAGCAAUGAGCUGGGCCGUGCAAGAAUUUGAACAAAGUCAGGCCGAAGGAAUGGGACAUCCGGAAUGUAGGCGAAUUGUGGUUGAAUAAUUGAUCUUACGGUUUAGACAUUUUAGAAGUAGACACGACCUCGAAUAUCUAACAUAUUGC
This is a messenger RNA of Ilyonectria robusta, 1459 nucleotides long. RefSeq lists its product as uncharacterized. The transcript has 2 exons. The record is from RefSeq and is a predicted model, not a curated record. Gene Ontology annotation, biological process: regulation of transcription by RNA polymerase II. NCBI's taxonomy places the organism in Eukaryota, Fungi, Ascomycota, Sordariomycetes, Hypocreales, Nectriaceae. Gene Ontology annotation, molecular function: zinc ion binding; DNA-binding transcription factor activity, RNA polymerase II-specific. The coding region runs from base 110 to 1399 and encodes 429 amino acids.